AAAACAUUUAGCAGGAGGUUACCAGAGGAGCAUUUAGAGGGAAAAACCUUAUCAUCAGCAUAAUCACACAAAGGACAUUAGAAGGAAAUCAGUGGCUCAUUUGUUGAUUGUUUUUUAAGUGGAAAUCCCAUCCAUCGGACAGAGCAGACAUGCAGUGGGGUUUGUUGCUCAUUUUGUUAGGUCAGUGUUGUUUCAUGGACUGUCAGCUCUAUCAGUAUCUCUACAUCAAUCAGAAUAAGAACUGGACUGAAGCUCAGCAGUACUGCAGAGAGAAACACACUGACCUGGUCACAGUGACUAACAUGAAGGACAUGGAGAGACUCAUCAGUGUCUCACUAGGAGACAUAAAGGAAGCUUGGAUUGGUCUGUAUGACCAAACAAAAGCAGAGAAAACAUGGCACUGGUCUCUGCCUGGAGUGAAGUUCAAUGAAAGUGAGACAAACUGGGCACCAAAUGAACCAAAUAAUCUCCCAUCUGAAGUCCAAAACUGUGGGGUUACAUGGAACAGUGGCUCUUAUUAUCUCAAGUGGGGAGAUUAUUCCUGUAAUGGAAAGCAGAAUUUUCUCUGUUAUAAUGAAAAUGAUUCAUCACAGAAAUAUCACUUGAUUAAUGAAGCAAAGAACUGGACAGAAGCUCAGAGUUACUGCAGAGAGAAACACACAGACCUGAUCAGUGGAUGGAAGCAACUACAGGAUGAAGAAGUGAAGAAUAAGUUACAUUUAAUGACUGCAAAUUCAGAAAACAUCUUUAUUGGUCUGUUCAGAGACACCUGGAGGUGGUCAGAUGGAAGCGUUUCCUCCUUCAGACACUGGAAUCUACAAUUUAACAAUCAGAUAAUCAACAGUGGUCAAUGUGCCAUGACUGUGUUUGAUGAUGGAGGAAGAUGGAGGAAAGAGAACUGUGACAUGAAAAAACCUUUCAUCUGUUAUGAAGAUAAAGUGAUCCUGAUCAAAGAAAACAAAACCUGGCUUGAGGCCUUGACCUACUGCAGAGGUCAUCAUGAUGACCUGGUCACCAUCACCAACAUGGAUGAUCAGAUAUUGAUCCAGGAGAAAGCUAAGGAGGCAUCGACUCCUUUUGUCUGGUUGGGUUUGUACUUCAGCUGCUUGAAGAAUAAGUGGUUCUGGGUCUGUAAGAACAAUCCAAACUUAGAAAGACAGAUCAAUAAUUGUGGAAAAUCUGGAGCCAUGGAGGCAGGAGGAAAACACAUGUGGUUCCAAGGAAACAGCACAGAGAAGUUGAAUUUCUUCUGUCUUAAGCGUUAAGUUGUUCUUUUCCUGUUUGCUCUUUUUAAAAAUAGUUUAAGAACUUCAUUGAAGUUUACAUUUUAUUUCACCUAUGAUAAAAAAUGACGACUAGUAGAGAUUCAAACUAGAGGUUCUGCUCUGAACUUUGUUUCUGUUCAGUUUGUAAUUAGCUUGUACAUGAGCACAUUUUUCUUCCUUUAUUCCAGUUUUAUUUUACUGAAGACAAAAUGGCUCUUUGUGUUGUAAAGGUUGCAGAUCUCUGCUUUAUACUGAAAGCAAAUAUGAUGUUCAAAUUUAAUGCUA
Gambusia affinis (western mosquitofish) is the source of this 1550-nucleotide messenger RNA. Its product is annotated as C-type mannose receptor 2-like. NCBI's taxonomy places the organism in Eukaryota, Metazoa, Chordata, Actinopteri, Cyprinodontiformes, Poeciliidae. The record is from RefSeq and is a predicted model, not a curated record. The transcript is spliced from 5 exons. Bases 150 to 1265 code for a protein of 371 amino acids.